AUGGAAGGACUCAUUGACCCAAACUACAAAGUUGGCAACAAGGCCUUCCUCCAAGCACUGAUGGCUCGGGGAACCAUGACAUACGAGGAGGCUCGCCCCAUUCUGGCCGCCAUAGGGAAUGCCGAUGAAGGAUCGCAAGAGCACGACGAGGAGGAAAUCACCGAGGAAAUCUUUGAGGAAUACAUCAACCUGGCCCGCCAAGCUGUCUCACUGUUCGAUUAUGACAUCCGCAGAGCAACGCACCAGAAGACAAAAGAACACAUCUACGCCCUCAUCAACACUACAUCGGACCCGCAGACACAACUAGCAACCACGUUCACAGCGGAUGAGCUCGCAUUCAUCAAGCGGCUGCUGGUAGCCAUCUUCGAGUCCCACAACAGCCCGCGCAUGGAGGUCAUGGCAAUCACACAGAUGCAAGCAAUCAAGUUGGCGAGGCCACGGUCAAGACCAAGUCAGGCACACGAUGAGGAGAGCACGCAGGCACCAACAGACCGUGGACUGAAGCACAGUGAGGUGGAGGAUGUUCUGUCGAACAUGACAGCUGGCGGCUGGCUGGAGAAGAGUCGCGAGGGCUUCUACAGCCUGUCUUCAAGGGCACUCUUGGAGCUGCGCCCUUGGCUCAUUGAGGAGUUCAACAGCCCAGACGCUGAAUCGGACGAAUGGCAGCCUAUCAAGACCUGCGCGGCUUGCAAGGAGAUCAUCACGUACGGGCUGCGAUGCGCAGAGCCCCUUUGCAACCUUCGGCUGCACGACAUUUGCGAAGACGCAUUCUGGAGGUCAAGAGGCAACAAGAACUGCCCCAAAUGCGCGCGGGCGUGGACUGGCAAGAAUUAUGUCGGUGAGAGGGCGGUUACGAAGACAGCCGCGCACGAGAGACGGCGGACAGCGGGCGGCGCGAGGAGAAGCAAUGCCGCCGAAGAAACUACGCGCCACGCGCAGCCCAACGGCGGCUACUCGGACGACCAAGGGGUCGACAGUGACGAUAAUUCGUAA
This is a messenger RNA of Emericellopsis cladophorae, 993 nucleotides long. RefSeq names its product Non-structural maintenance of chromosomes element-like protein. Gene Ontology annotation, cellular component: Smc5-Smc6 complex; nucleus. The record is from RefSeq and is a predicted model, not a curated record. Lineage: Eukaryota; Fungi; Ascomycota; Sordariomycetes; Hypocreales; Bionectriaceae. The transcript has a single exon. Gene Ontology annotation, biological process: DNA damage tolerance; double-strand break repair via homologous recombination. Bases 1 to 993 code for a protein of 330 amino acids. Gene Ontology annotation, molecular function: ubiquitin-protein transferase activity.